AAAAAAUUAGAAAAUGUUGAAAAUGCAAAUAAAAAUUGGUUUGAAGAGGCUAAAUCACAUUUAACCAUAAGCAAUAAACAUGCAAUAAUUAUUCCAUGUUAUGGUUUAACAAAAGAUCCAUCAAUUGGUAAUUUUUAUCUCGUAAUGUUUAAAGGGAUUAUAGAUUUAAGAAAAUAUAUACAACAAAAUCAUAACCAACUUACCUGGAAAGAAAAAGUACAAAUUGCUGUGGAUAUAACUUCUGCAAUUGAUUAUAUCCAUAAGGAAAAUGCAGUUCAUAGAGAUUUGCAUUCAGGAAAUAUAUUAUUUUCAAAAUCAAAUCAAAGAUGGUUUAUUAGUGAUCUUGGAUUCUGUGGCCCUGCAGAUAAACCACAAAACAGUAUAUAUGGAAAUCUUCCUUAUAUAGCACCUGUGGUUAUUUCUGGAAAACAAACUACAAAAGCAUCUGAUAUUUAUAGUAUUGCAAUGCUUAUGUGGGAAAUUUCAUCUGGACAACCACCAUUUAUUAAUUAUGAACAUGAUUAUGAUCUUGCAAUGAAUAUCAUUAAUGGUAUAAGACCAAGAAUAGUAUCAGGAACUCCUUUAGAAUAUGAAAGUUUAAUGAAACAAUGUUGGGAUGCUGAUCCAUUAAAAAGACCCGAUGCUUAUACACUUUGUAAAAAAUUAUAUGAAAUUAAUUUAUAUUAUCUAAAUACAACAAUUGUAUCAGAAGUAAAUGAUAAUUUAGAAAUAAAUAAAACAGAUAGCAGUUUUGAAACAAAUUAUACAGGUAGCAGACUAUUUACAAGUAAAAUUCAUCAAUUUGAAAACUUUCCUGAACCAAGAAAUGCAACAGAAGGUAUUAAACACAUUUAA
This is a messenger RNA of Rhizophagus irregularis DAOM 181602=DAOM 197198, 855 nucleotides long. NCBI's taxonomy places the organism in Eukaryota, Fungi, Glomeromycota, Glomeromycetes, Glomerales, Glomeraceae. The record is from RefSeq and is a predicted model, not a curated record.